ACGAGCCAAAUUUUUGAAAGAGAAGUCCGCGAUGCCAUCGUCGGCCCUUCAUCCUCUACACAGCAUUCUAGCCGACCUCAACCACCCGCGUCGCAACAUCACACAUCGAAAGGGAACCACGCAGGAUUUCCACCACACACUCAGAAGAAAUGGGUACGAAACGAGCGCAUUCUGAGCUCGCCGCGGAGGGCGCAAUCCCAGACGACACCUACGAGCAACAGCAGCAAUCGGGCUCGGAAGACGGCGAGCACGAGAACAAGCGGUUCAAGACCACCAAGAAGAAGUCGAGAGCCAAGGAGGGCACAACCAACUGGAACAAGACGCGCUCGAGAGACAUUAGAAGACUUUUGCAGAGCGGCAAGCAACUGCCUGCUACGAAACGCAAUGAGCUGGAACAAGAGCUCGAAGCGCUGCAGGAGAGAGUCGAGGAGCACAACUUCAAAAAGAGGAGAGGCGACAUGAUUCAGAAAUAUCAUAUGGUUCGAUUUUUUGAACGGAAAAAGGCAGAGAGACUACUAAAGCAGCUCCGCAAGAAGCUCCAGCAAUCCGAGGACCCCGAAGAAAAGAAGCGCCUUGAAACCGAAGCCCACGUGGCCGAAGUCGAUGUCGCCUACGCCCGCUUCUUCCCCCUGAUGGAGCGCUACGAGAGUCUGUACCCCAAUAAGGACAAGAACGCCAAGGAGGAGGGGCACGAGGACAAGGUCGAGGAAGAGCAGCAGCAGCAGAAAGAGGAAGCGGAGGCGGAGGCGGAUGUAGAUGCGAAGCCCUCCAAGCAACCCAAGGCCCUGCAAUUCCUCCACGCCGAACGACCCAAGAUGUGGGCCACGAUCGAGAAGGUCUUGCCGGAAGGCGAAGUGGCGCUGUAUCGGCUGCGCGAUCGCAGGUCACCGACAGACGGCCCUGCCAAGCGCCAGACCCGUCCGCAGCGGUCCGCGAGACAGAAUCAACAGACGCGGCCGCAGAGAGUCAAGGAGGAGGACCCGUGGGUGGCCAGGUCGAAGAAGACGUUCGAGAAGAAGAGGGAUCCUAAGCAGCCGAUGAAUCGGAGGGAGCGCAGGGCGGCUGAGAGGAAGGCUCCCGCCAAGGUGGAAGAGGAAGAUGACGGCACGGGCUUCUUUGAGUGAGAGCUCGGGAAAAGAAACUAGGGCGAGGUGUUGAGCGUUUUGGUAGUCAAUAGUAUACCCCCAAAAAGUCUUAUGGGAUCACGGCAAUGAAAAGCACAUUUUGAUCAUGCUGUCAGCUUGAUCACAUUUACUGUUGGUCAUAUCGUGUAUUCUACGGCAGACAGUAUAAGUGUAUACAUGUCGUUCGAAAGCCAUAUGAAG
Messenger RNA from Colletotrichum acutatum, 1325 nucleotides. RefSeq lists its product as uncharacterized. Lineage: Eukaryota; Fungi; Ascomycota; Sordariomycetes; Glomerellales; Glomerellaceae. The transcript is spliced from 2 exons. Gene Ontology annotation, cellular component: preribosome, small subunit precursor; nucleolus. The annotation marks the transcript as partial. Gene Ontology annotation, biological process: maturation of SSU-rRNA from tricistronic rRNA transcript (SSU-rRNA, 5.8S rRNA, LSU-rRNA). The record is from RefSeq and is a predicted model, not a curated record.